AGGGAUGGAGUAGAUCAUCAACGUGACUAUGUGAAAAUUGCUGUUGUUACUGAUCCUCAGCUCAUGGAUAGAACCUCUCUUCAUCUUGCCCCGAAAUCCCUUGCACUUGAAGCUGCUCAGUUCUAUACAGAUUUGUACAUGCGCAGGGCAUUCCUAUCUUCUAUUUUACCUUUCAAACCAGAUGUGAUUCUGUUCUUAGGUGAUUAUUUUGAUGGUGGGCCUUUUCUGUCUGAUGAAGAAUGGCAGGAAUCCUGGAGCCGGUUUAAGCAUAUAUUUAACAUUGACAUGCUUGAGCAAACGGCAAACAUAAAGCUUUACUACCUUGCUGGAAACCAUGAUAUAGGGUAUGCUGCUUUUCACUCGCAUAUGCCAGAGGUUAUCAGACGCUAUGAGAGAGCAUUUGGUGCAAGGAACUAUCAAUUUACAGCUGGAAAAGUAGAUUUCGUCGCAGUCGAUGCACAAACCUUGGAUGGGAAUCCCCAAAACAAUGUAACCUCUGCCACAUGGAAUUUUGUCAAAAAUGUCUCAGAGCAUCCAUCUUCGAAUCCAAGGGUUCUAUUGACUCAUAUACCAUUGUAUCGGCCAGGUCUAACUGCAUGCGGUCCAUAUCGUUUAUCAUCAACCAUUAAUCAGAGAAUCAACCGUGCUGCUCGUGAUAAUGAAAUAUUAUAUCAAAACUAUAUUACUGAAAACGGAACAAAUGACCUGCUUGAGUCUAUCAAACCUGCACUAAUUCUUUCUGGGCAUGACCACGAUCAGUGUACGGUAACCCACAGAUCCAAAUAUGGUUCUGUAAAAGAGCACACUCUAGGGACCAUAAGCUGGCAGAUGGGAAAUCUGUUUCCAUCUUUCAUGCUCUUAUCUGCAAGUAAUCUUAUCUUACCGGCCGGAUCAAUGCCAGAGGAGGCAAUUUCCACCAAAGUUUGCUUUCUCCCUGUGCAGACAUACAUUUAUAUUUGGUAUCUAGUGCUGUUUGUCAUGACCGUUCUUAUUGCCGUCCUGUGGCCAACAAAUGGGGUGCUCUUUCCACACUAUCUUGGUGAAUUUCUGAAGAAUAUAAGAAGUCUAAUUAGUUCUAGCUUUUCUGGAGGUGGGACAAAACUUAAAAGCGAAGAUGAGAUAUAUGAAUAUGAGGAGAUUUGGGAUGCAGAAGGAUCAAUGCACCUCAUAAAGAAAACCUUUAAAGUUUCUUCUGCAUGCUCAAGCGAGAGCGCUUUAGUAGAACGGUAAGUUUCCUUAGAGGACCAGUCUCAUUGCUUCAACUGCAGUGGGUAACUAUUUCUAUUCACUUAAGCAUGCUUGUGUAACUCAUACCUCAACAUUCAUUCAAGCUUCUGGAAGUUGCCUCCUAAAUGAUGAACACCACAACCUUGUUAGAUAACAA
Messenger RNA from Nicotiana tabacum (common tobacco), 1384 nucleotides. NCBI's taxonomy places the organism in Eukaryota, Viridiplantae, Streptophyta, Magnoliopsida, Solanales, Solanaceae. The record is from RefSeq and is a predicted model, not a curated record.